Salvelinus namaycush (lake trout) is the source of this 701-nucleotide messenger RNA. It is a transcript of the gene ndufb8, whose product is annotated as NADH:ubiquinone oxidoreductase subunit B8. Gene Ontology annotation, cellular component: mitochondrion. Lineage: Eukaryota; Metazoa; Chordata; Actinopteri; Salmoniformes; Salmonidae. Gene Ontology annotation, biological process: mitochondrial electron transport, NADH to ubiquinone. Bases 40 to 627 code for a protein of 195 amino acids. The transcript is spliced from 5 exons. The record is from RefSeq and is a predicted model, not a curated record.
CCGUAGUUAUCACCGGACGCAUGCGUAUUUCACUGUUCAAUGUCACCGCAACAAUUGAACAUGGCUGCCGUGGGUUUCAGAAAUUGGGCUCGAGCUCUUUCCAAGGGGAAACAGACAGGCUUCUCGGCGCUUUUCUCUCAAGUCAGAGCAGCCUCUGGACCUUCCAAGGGCAUGCUGCCAGGGCCAUACCCCAAGACGCCCGAGGAGAGAGCAGCUGCAGCAAAGAAGUACAACAUGAGGGUGGAGGAUUAUGAACCAAUCCCGGAUAAUGGCGAGGGGUAUGGAGACUACCCACAAUUGCCAGACAGAUCCCAGCAUGAGAGAGACCCCUGGUAUUCCUGGGACCAUCCAGACCUGAGGAGGAACUGGGGAGAGCCGAUCCACUGGGAUUUUGACAUGUUCAUCAGGAAUCGAGUGGACACGUCGCCCAGCCCUGUGGACUGGCACACCAUGUGCAAACAUCUGUUUGGUUUCGUUGGAUUCAUGCUGCUGAUGUUCUACUUUGGGGAGAAGUUUCCAUCUUACCAGCCUGUGGCACCCAAACAAUAUCCUUACAACAACCUGCACCUAGAGAGAGGAGGGGAUCCCGAGAAACAGCCUGAAGAAGUCAAACAUUUUAACAUUUAAAUAUCUGCUUCUCUAAAUGUGUAUAUUUCUGUCUAAUAAAGAGAUUUUAGUGUGACUUCAGUCACAUUCCUGAU